Monoraphidium neglectum is the source of this 1437-nucleotide messenger RNA. Its product is annotated as bacillolysin. The record is from RefSeq and is a predicted model, not a curated record. Gene Ontology annotation, molecular function: metalloendopeptidase activity. Bases 1 to 1437 code for a protein of 478 amino acids. The transcript is spliced from 7 exons. NCBI's taxonomy places the organism in Eukaryota, Viridiplantae, Chlorophyta, Chlorophyceae, Sphaeropleales, Selenastraceae.
AUGGCCGCGAGGCGUACAAGCCCCAGCGGCGCCGCGCCCGCGCGGGCCGCUGGCGCGAGCGGCGCCGUCCAGGCCGCGCUGCCGUCACCUUUCGCCGACCUUCGCCUCAACUGCACUGGCUGCGGCAGCCUGUUAUGCUACGCCUACAGCAGGAGCAUCCCCGCCAACACCAGCAUCAUCACACGGGCGACACUGACCGCGCCCGCGACCCUGCGCGCCGGCAAACCCGCAUCUUACAACCCGUCGACCAAGGAGGUCCUGGCCUGGGUGUCCAGCCACUUCAACGUCCCGGCCGAAUACUUUCGGGUGGCGAAGCCGACAAAGUAUGGCGAUUACACAGACACCUUCAAAGUUGGCAAGAAAUCGGUAAAGGUCAGGCACGUUCGAAUUGAGCAGGUGCAGAGCUGGAUCAGCAGUUUUAACCCCAACCAAGAUUUCGGCGCUCUCCAAGUCGAGUUUGGCUACAUUUUUGUGCACCUGGAUAAGAACACAGUCCUCGCGGUGACGGGCGGAUACAUCCCCAGCCUGUUUGCGCCCAUCGCAGCGGCGCCGAGCAGCCUCAUAUCUCCCAGUUUCGCCUCAGCUUCCGCUGCCGGCGCCGCACUCGCCGCCGCGCCGGACGCGCCCCCGGCUGUUGCCGCCGCGCUCCGCGCCGCCGCCGCCGGAGACGCGUCAGGCCUGAGUCCUGCCUCGGACGCCGCCAGCGGCGGCAGCGCAGGUCCCAGCGCCAGCGCCGGCGCCGUCAAGUUGGGCGGCAAAUGGAUGGUCAGCUGCUUCGUAUCAGAGUCGGAUACGACACCCAGCUGCGGCCCGGUGUGGGUGCAGAACUUCUUCAUCCCGCCGGGCGGGAAUUCGCAGCCGCGCUCCCUCGACGUAUCCAUCGACGCGUUCACCGGCGACCUGCGCCUCAUCAGGGACAACCUCAGGACCGUCUCCGCGGCGGUCGGCGUCGGCAACAGCCUCUACGCAGGCCAGGUGUCCCUGCCCACCGGCAAGGGGUCCAAGAACGCCGCGGGCGGCCAGUACGAGCUUACAAACCUUAAGUUCAAUAAGAAGGGCCAGACUUUUGACUGGAACAACAACCCUGACAACACCAAUAAUCCAGAUUUCUUCGCUGCAGCCACGCUAUUUCGCAACGCCGACAACACCUGGGGCACUGGCACCACGCUCGCCAACACCAGAGAGGAGAGGCAGACAGCCGCAGUCGACGCCCACUAUGGAGUCGGUCUGACCUACAGGUACUUUUUGCAGGUCCAUGGGCGCAAGGGCCUGGACAACAGGAAUACGCCAAUCAACACGUUUGUCCACUUGGGUGAUGCCCUGGACAACGCUUUCUACAGUGGUGGCCGUACCAACGUGAACGAAUGCGACGGGCUCAUGCCACUCACGCCGCUGGAGAUUGCGGCACACGAGGUCACCCACGGCGUCACCGAGUGA